Molecule: messenger RNA, 5867 nt
Organism: Carcharodon carcharias (great white shark)
Lineage: Eukaryota; Metazoa; Chordata; Chondrichthyes; Lamniformes; Lamnidae
Gene: otud7a
Product: OTU deubiquitinase 7A
Exons: 15
Coding region: 658-3330 (890 amino acids)
Biological process (GO): protein K48-linked deubiquitination; protein K11-linked deubiquitination; protein K63-linked deubiquitination
Cellular component (GO): cytoplasm; nucleus
Molecular function (GO): zinc ion binding; DNA binding; cysteine-type deubiquitinase activity
Source: RefSeq, a predicted model, not a curated record
GGAGAUAGCGGUUGAGGUAAAGUGUGGAAGGGGCAGCAUUAAUCAGUCGCCCCCAUUAAACAAACCUAUACCUGCAAAGCAAUAGAUAUAGGUAAGACACAAAUACCCGAAAAAAAAAAUCAGAUCUUUUAAAUCCCAGUCUACGUCACGUUUAUUUUUCUGGUUCUGCUCUCAUGGUCAGGUGCAGUGAAGUGGAGUCUUUUUAUUUGAUGGUCAUGUUUUCCCUGAUGAUCUCUUGUCUUCAUGGAAACAGAUUCUGCACAGCUGAAUAAUCUCAAAGACUGUGCCUUUGAAGCAAUUAUGAUGCUAAAAACAUUGCAUAGCUUUUAAGGAUAUGGACCAAAUCGAAACUGUCAAUGAAAGUGUGUGCAGAAGAACUGGCUUUACUAUGUUCAUAAGGGCACCUUCCUGUACCUUGCAGUGACCCAGAUUUGGAGCACUUUCCAACAACAGGAAGCCUGACAGCACAGUUGUGGUCAAGCAUAGAAUGAAGCGGUGGAGGCAAAGUUGGGUGUCAUCAGCAUAUAAAUGAAACCUGAUCCCAUGCCUGCGAAUGAUGUCACUGAGACCCUUACUAACUCAGACAGAUGACCGACUAAAAGCCUGACGACCAAAACCAGUUCAGCUGUGGGUCAAAUAGUGCGUCUACAUGAUCACAUGACUCUUGAUAUGGAUGCGGUCCUGUCAGACUUUGUUCGCUCCACGGGGGCAGAACCUGGUCUGGCAAGAGACCUGCUGGAAGGUAAAAACUGGGAUCUGAGUGCAGCGCUGAAUGACUUUGAACAACUUAGGCAAGUUCACACUGGGAACUUGCCUCAUGUGUUCAAUGAAGGAAGCUUCUACAAGCAGCAAGAAAAAGAACUGUCCAACCAAAUGAACAAGUCUGAGCAGAGACAGGAUGAGAUUACUCAAGAAAAACGCCUUUCGAGAGGAAUUUCUCAUGCAAGUUCAGCUAUUGUGUCCCUCGCUCGAUCACAGGUGGCAAAUGAAUGCAGUAGUGAGCAGUUUCCUUUAGAGAUGCCCAUUUAUACAUUCCAGCUGCCUGAUUUAAAUGUGUACAGUGAAGAUUUCCGAAGCUUUAUUGAACGGGAUUUGAUUGAACAGUCGACAAUGGUAGCCUUGGAGCAGGCAGGUCGACUAAAUUGGUGGUCUGUUGCUUGUUCAAGUUGCAAACGUCUUCUCCCAUUAGCAACAACAGGGGAUGGGAACUGUCUCUUACAUGCAGCGUCAUUAGGCAUGUGGGGUUUCCAUGAUAGAGACCUGAUGCUUCGAAAAGCUCUUUAUACUAUGAUGAAAAAUGGUACAGAAAGAGAUGCGUUGAAGAGAAGAUGGAGGUGGCAACAGACGCAACAAAAUAAGGAGUCCGGUUUGGUUUACACUGAAGAGGAGUGGGAGCGAGAGUGGAAUGAGCUGCUUAAACUUGCUUCCAGUGAGCCUCGCACACACUACAGUAAGAAUACAGGCACAUGUGGUGGCGUGGAUAACUCAGAGGAUCCAGUUUAUGAAAGUUUAGAGGAAUUCCACGUCUUUGUUUUGGCUCACGUAUUACGAAGACCAAUUGUUGUUGUUGCAGACACAAUGCUAAGGGAUUCGGGAGGUGAAGCAUUUGCACCAAUACCUUUUGGAGGAAUUUACUUACCUCUGGAAGUACCCCCUAACAGAUGUCACUGCUCACCUUUAGUCUUAGCCUAUGAUCAGGCCCAUUUCUCUGCACUGGUAUCUAUGGAACAGAAUGAUCAACAAAGGGAACAAGCUGCAAUUCCCUUGACUGACUCAGAACACAAACUGCUACCUUUGCAUUUUGCAAUGGAUCCCAAGAAAGAUUGGGAGUGGGGGAAGGAUGACAACGACAACACCAAAUUGGCCAAUUUAAUCCUUUCCCUGGAAGCUAAGCUUCAUCUACUGCACAGCUAUAUGAAUGUAUCUUGGAUUUGUAUUCCUGCUGAAACAAGGGCACCUUUGGCCCAGCCGGAAUCACCAACCGCUUCAGUAGGGGAAGAUGUCCAUUCGCUGUCCGACUCAGAGUCAGACAGAGACAGUGUCUGCAGCAACUCUAACCUGAAUGGGAACAAAAACCAGAAAGAAAAAGAUAAAGGAGAUAAACAAAAGAAGGACAAGGAAAAGAAUAGGACAGAUUCUGUCGCAAACAAACUCGGGAGCCUUAGCAAAACCCUGGGGAUUAAAAUAAAGAAGAACAUGGGGGGACUUGGAGGACUGGUACAUGGAAAGAUCAGUAGAGGAAACUCCAGCAAUGGACGGAAUGGGGAGAAUGUGGAGAAAGUCAAGAAAAAAGAAUCCAACAAAUCUAGUAAAGGAAGUAAAGAGGAGUCAUCGCAAUCUGCAAGUUCAUCUCCUACUGACAAGUCAAAUAUAUCUGCUAAAACCCUCAUAGAGAAACAGACUGACCAGUGGAAGUACAGCACUGAUGUCAAACUCAGCCUCAACAUACUGAGAGCUGCUAUGCAAGGAGAGAGAAAGUUCAUUUUUGCCGGUCUUCUGUUGACUAGCCAUAGGCACCAGUUUCACGAGGAGAUGAUUAAUUAUUACUUGACCACCGCUCAGGAGCGCUUCAAUGCAGAACAGGAGCAAAAACGUAAAGAGACAGAAAAAAAAGCUUCCAGUAACUCAACAUGUAAAAAGGUGGAACAAGAACCAUCUCAGAGAAGCAAGAUAGAAUCAAAUUCUCAGGAGGACACUCUUCAGGGCUCUCCUCAAAGCCAUACAGGUCAGCUGGGCUCAAAAUUAGAGGAAAAGAGUGACCAGACAAAAGAGACCAAUUCACCACGCACCAGUGAAAUUCCUAAAACUGGCACUCUCACCUCGGCCCACUUCACCCACACGCCAGCUUUGUUGCGGCAUGUCAUCCACGUGGCUGAGGUCAAAUCUCAGCCGUUGAGCUACCAAGUUGACAAUCAGCCACCCAUCAUCAGCUCCUUGAAAACAUGCGCAACAUACCCGCAGCAUAAUCGCUCGCUGUCUUAUCAAAGUUACUGUCCUGUGGGCCUUUCAGGGUUCCCCACUGUGGAAAACAUGGAGCCUCUGAAGUGUUUGCUGCCUCCCGAACACAAAAGUCACACAUAUACCAAUGGGUUUGGUACAGGUGAUGUUAGUGACUACUUGGAAUAUGCAGAUGAUGACGUUUCCUCAGUAUGGCAGAGUGGAGAGAAAGCCAAAGGGCGAAGCAUGGCAGCUCCUCCCUAUUCCCUACAACAAAACCGAUGCAAACAGCACAACUGCCCCUUCUACGGCCGUCCAGAGACAGAAUUUUACUGCUCCUACUGCUACAAAGAGGAGCUCAAACGCAGGGAAAGAGGAAACAAGUCUAUUUGACUGUGAAGAUUGUAUGGAAGAUUUUGUUCCAGUUUUUCCAUAUUAACCAAGUCCAUAAUUACAAAUAUUUUGAAGGAGCAAUUUAAUAAGUAGAGCAUCUAUUUAUAAGUCUUUAAACUAUAAAGGAAAGUCUGUUCAUUACAUUUUGAGAGUGCUGCAAUCGUAUCUAUUAGAACGGUUUCCAACCUCUAUUCCGAAUUGAUGCUCCGGCCCCUAAUUCCUGCUCAGUAUCCUGGGGCAAUGUGAGACCUUUUCAUGUUGUUACUCCAUGGACUGUUAGCAAAUAGUUGAUUAUAUUCCUACAUGUAUUUUUUUUUAAAUUACACUACAGCAAAAUAAAUACCAGGAGAUGAUUUGCACAUUAGUUACCAAUGUAAAAGUGAUAUGGUGACAUAGAGCAGAAAAUAACCAUUUAUUUAUGUGUUUGUGAACUAGAAGAUGCAUUAUGACCGGAAUUUACAAGCAAAAGUUAAAAAAUUGUAAUAUAGAAAUUAUUUUUAUAUUAUUUUCACAAAUGUGCUGCAAAGCAAUAUUUUGCGCUUUUUAUUAAAAAAAACACAGUUGCCACUUUAAUAGAUGAUUUAAUUGCAGAAACUGUUAACUAGAGGCAUACGAUAGAGCUCUGUAAUGUGUGUUUAUAAGCUCCAGUGGACUUGGAGUGGCUCGCGCGUUCAUACAUUUUGAUACUUUGUAAACAUGCAAUUUUAUUUGAGAAAUGGGUUUUUCUGAAACUUGCUUCCAAUGUUUCGACAUGGCCUCGAUCCUUUGUUGUGCUGUUAAACAUCUGUUGCACCACUUUGCAGUGACUGCGGUCAUUUGCUUUGCUAUUUCAGCCAAGAAUUUCUCAAGCGGACUGCAUUCUAAUCUAUCUAUCUGUGUAUCUCUAGUGUGCAUUCAUCACACUGCAGACUUCACACUUUGUCACAAAUGCAAAGCAAUUGUAGAAAAGAGGAAGAAAGCCAGUUUGCUGGGUUCUUCUGAUUUGGACCCAGAACUUUACAAACAGUUACACAUGGCCUGUGAUUGACAUCAAAAAUUCACAAGCAGUUGCAACUGCCUGAAUUUGUCUUUACGUACCAUUUACCAACAGGGAAUAUUAGAGCAGUGGCCUUACAGGGACAGAUUAGGUUCAUAGCUAAAAUUGCAACAGGGCUCCAGAUGCAGACUUCCUGUGAACAUGUCAUGGGAUGCUAUAGUGUCUACUAGCCUUCUUUUAAUAACGUAAGACAGACUAUUUCUGUGCAGUUUUUAUUUUCAAUGACUUUGUGUUUUCUGUUUUAAUAUGAAAAUAAAACUCAUGGGAAUAUUUCCUUCUGUAAUAAUCUUAGCACUAUGCACACAAUGACAAAGCAAAAAUGGAGGGAUGGGGUUCUUGAGAAGGUCAGGCAGCAUCUCUGGAGCAAGAAACAGAAUUAAUGUUUCAGCUCAUCGGGUUGUUUCUCUCUCCAGUGAUAUUGCCUGACCCCAGUAUCUCCAGCAUUUUCUGGUUUUAUUUCAGGUCUCCAGCAUCCAUAGUAUUUUAAUUUUUUAUAGAUGGGGUUUCCUCUUGACUCUCUCCCAUGUACAUUUCCCAUUUGGCAGUGCUAGGGUCAAUGGUUGACUUCACUGCCCAUUUAAUUAACUAAAAAGUGCAGUGGAGAAUAUAAAUGCCAGUGAACUUGCAUGAAUGCCUUCGUGGGAAUUCUUUGUUAACCUUGCUGUUUAUAUUACUUAAUGGCUUGGCUUUCCCAAUUUGCAUUCAUACAGGAAAUCAGGCCCCAGUAGAACGUGCACAUUUCUGUUCCAUUAUGGGGUAAGGUGAUUUGUCUUGUUUCUCCAGGAGUGUUGGGGAAUACUUUUGGGAAAGAUGAAAGUGAAUAAUAACUAACCUCCUGACUUUUUAACUUCAUGUAGAAUUUCCUGAUCACCUGGGAGAGGGGUGGGUAGGGAAUGGAAGCACUCGUGGAAAUUUAAGCAGAGAAUUUUGGGUUAACUUUUUAACAUUUACUGAUUAUUUUGAACUUUCAGGGUUGAGAAAAGAAUUUCACCGAAACUUUAAAGUACAAAACCAGAAAGGAUAAGAGAAUUCAACAUUACUUUUAUCUGUCUGUUUUCAGAACAAGAAACUAGUUUGCGAAUGGCUGACAUUUCAAUAAAUGAUAAUUCACUUGACUUGUGGAGAACACCAGUGAGCUCAGGAAACUCGAUAAAAUCCUUUGAAACCUUGAACAAUGUAAUAAGUUUUGUUUAAUUGUGUUUGAUUGUUCCUGGAUUUUUUCUUUUUCUGAUCACAAGAUUUUCCAAAUGGUGAGAAGCCAAAUAUCCUCAUUUUCAAGUUUACCAAGAAACUGCUGAAAUUUAAUAAAAAGACCUGAUCUCUGGCAUACGUCAUGUGUUAAGAUAAAUUAUCGAUUGAGGUUAAUGUGAUAGGUGCUGUUAUCAGAUAGGAUUUUCAAUGGGAGACACACUAUCUUCCUUGUUUGAUCAUGGUAUUCUGCAUUGUUUUAAAUGUUUAUCACCCAACUUGCACUGAAAAAUUAAAACCCAAGUUAUUCUGA